This is a messenger RNA of Lingula anatina, 2051 nucleotides long. RefSeq names its product zinc transporter ZIP9-like. The record is from RefSeq and is a predicted model, not a curated record. Gene Ontology annotation, biological process: transmembrane transport; zinc ion transport. Gene Ontology annotation, cellular component: membrane. Lineage: Eukaryota; Metazoa; Brachiopoda; Lingulata; Lingulida; Lingulidae. Gene Ontology annotation, molecular function: metal ion transmembrane transporter activity.
CGGAAGAUAACUAUCGACACCUAGCGGCCACGACACAUUGUUACCGACGGUAAUGCUGAAUGCGGUUAUUACAGGUGCCCCUUGAUUUUCAUGUGAACAAAUAAUGAACGAAACAUGGAGAGUGAUCUUGCUAUCGCUUGCAAUGUUAAUAGGUUGUUAUGUAUCUGGAUCCAUUCCAUUAGCAUUUACCCUGUCAGAGGAUAAGUUGAAGUUGGUCACUAUUCUAGGAGCUGGUCUUCUUGUAGGGACAGCAUUAGCUGUCAUUAUUCCAGAGGGAGUUCAUACUUUAUAUGAGAGUGAACUCCAUAAACAUGAAUCUCACACAGGACAUGGGCAGGCUGUGCGACAUGUGCUUCAAGAGGUAGCCCAAGUCGCAGCAGACAAGCAUGCAGAACAUACACAUUCAGAAGAGCAUGAACAUAGCCAUGGGAUGGAAAUGCAUAGUUUGAUUGGUGUUGCUCUGGUGCUUGGGUUUGUGUUCAUGUUAUUAGUGGACCAGUUGGGCAGCGGUGGACAUAGUCAUGGUGGUUCAUCUGACCUGGAGUCAGUUUCAGGAAGUAAUGGCAGGAAGAAAAUUACAGCAACAUUAGGUUUAGUUGUUCAUGCUGCAGCUGAUGGUAUUGCCCUUGGUGCUGCAGCCUCCACAUCACAGACUCAUGUUGAAAUGAUAGUAUUUAUUGCAAUUAUGUUACACAAGGCUCCUGCAGCUUUUGGUCUGGUAUCUUUUCUCCUGCAUGAAGGAUUUGAACGUUCCAGGAUACGAAAACAUUUGUUCAUCUUCUCAUUAGCAGCACCAGUUCUAGCUUUAAUUACUUUCUUUGGAUUAAGUGGGCAAAGUAAAGAAGCCCUGUCUUCAGUGAAUGCCACAGGUUUAGCAAUGUUGUUUAGUGCUGGGACAUUCCUCUACGUAGCCACAGUGCAUGUCCUUCCUGAGAUUGCAAAUAUGACCACAAGGACUACUGCUGCCGACGGCAGCGUCAUUGUGAGAGAACAAAAAGGAUUUAGAUUAAUAGAACUUGUUUUAAUGGUGGUAGGGGCUCUGCUUCCUCUGAUAUUGUCAUUGGGACAUCACCAUUAGUCUGCCACAGUUGCAGUUAUGGCUAUUUUUUAGAUAUAAAAAGCAUUACAGUUUAUAUUGUUCUAAGGCAUUCUCAAUUUUUUUGACUGAUAUAAAGUUGUGGAACAACACGUUUUUUAAAGUGGGUGAUUUUUCUCAGUUACUACAGCGGAACAAGUUUAUUCUAUAAGAGAAGUAAGAGGUUUUUCAUUCUUGGGUUUGAAUAGGUUUGCCUGUUUUGAAAUAUCUGGAUGUUUUUGAUAAAAAUGGGUUUCAUAAGUUAUUUGCCAAUGGAGUAUGAAGUUAUUUAGGGUUUGAUAUGUUGACCUGUCGCCAGUUACAAAGAUACACUUGUGUUUAAAAACUUCGGAGUUUAAAAAUUUUGAAGGUUGGAACCUGUGUGUAAUGACUGAUAUUACUGGUUGUUAAAUAGAACUUUGUUGAAAAAGUACCACUGGGAUGUAUAUAUGUGGUUCUUAUAAGUGUAUAAAUAACUUUGUAAAAAGGAAGAAAAAACAAUAAGUAUAGUUAUUCUUUGCUGAGUUGGCUCAUCUCUUUAUCACAUGUUCCUUUGCUAGUUUUUUAUGUUUUACAUACAAAUGACAAGUGACAUACUAAGUAGAGAUGAUGUUAAACUUCGUGAAUGAUCAGGGCAGAAGGCAAUAAAGAAGACUUGAUGUUGAGAGCAUCAUGAACUUAUUUGAUGACUACUGACUGAUAUAUAAAAGAGUGACUAGUAAGGUGUACAUAGAAUUUUAAUACAAAUUAACUUUAUAUUGUUUCUUGUUCUGUCUUAACUAUUGUUGUUGCUCAAUAAUAUAAUUCAUGGAUAAAUGUAAGGUAUUUGGCUAAUGGCAAUUGGAUGUGUGCAACAUUUUCUGCUUUAGCAAAGAACUCAAGGUUACAAUAAACAUAUUGCAAUAACUCUGAGACAUCAACUGUAUGAGAAUGUUUUAUUGUAAAUAAAGUAUUUUUCACUCUGGUGCCAUGGAAA